CAGCGCAGUGGGACGGUCCCGUUGCCAUGGCGGCGGCGUCGGGAGGGCGGGAGGAGGGAGGGAGCAUGGCCGCCCUGGCCCGGCUGCAGGAGAGGCUGUCGGAGCUGCGAGAGGAGUAUUUCCUUGCGAAAAGAUCUAUAGAUGAAGACAGAAAAAUAAAAUACAGAGCUGCUGUCAAAAUCCAGAGCUGGUUUCGAGGAUGCAGGGUCCGAGCCUAUCUGAGACAUCUGAAUGCAAUGGUGAUUUUGAUACAGAAGUGGUGGAGAGGAUAUCGAUGCAGAAAACACUUCAGAAAAAUGCUGGAGACAGCAUAUUUUAUUAUGAAGAUGAAUUUCUACAAUGAAAUGGCUGUCAGGAUCCAGAAAAGGUGGCGAGGCUAUUAUGUUCGGAAAUACAUCCAUAAUUAUUAUGCCCUGAAGAAAUACUUGCAAGCUGUUUCUGUGAAUAACGCAUUUGUCAGGACUGAACUUCAAGAGUACGUAGAAAUGAAGGAAAAUGAAGAGAAAAUGAAAGCCCUAGAAAAGAAAGAAAAGGAAAAGAAAUACCAAGCCCGAAAGAUGCAUUACCUCCUUAGCACUGAGCAGAUUGCAGGCAUCUACAAUUCACCAUUCAGAAAAUCCCCAGACCCAAUGGAACUGCUGCUACGAAAUUCAAAGCCACUGAGCCACAGAAGGAAGCAAGUGAAGAGUCCCUUUGCCUAUGAGCUCUAUGACUGGCCAACUUGUAAGAAGCCCCCAGCUUUCGUCACAGCACUGCCUCUGCCACCUAUUGGCAGACAGAAACCUCAGGGGCCUUUCCGCGAUACCGCUGAAGUAUUGUGGCAGCGCUACAAGCCUUUGGAACCAACCUUGCGAGUGGCAGAAUCAAUCAAUUCACCACUGGAGAAGGCCAGAGAGGGAAUAAAAAGGGAGGAAUGGAGAAAUCCUAUACAUGACAAUGAAUUCCUGCCAUUUUCUUCAUAUCGUAAGAAUGAGAAUGAGAAGUAUGAGCCAUCACUUUGUAAGUCAGGCAAAUAUGUCCAAGAAGCUUAUGGAACCAAACAUUUCAGAGAAGUAUAUCCUAAUAAGUGGAUAGCAGACAAGGACUUUCGAACAGUGGCACCAUCUAUUUUUCUCUUCGAAAAGUUUGGAAAAACUUACUCCCGCGCUGGGCAAAUAGUGUAGUUGUCCUGGAAACUACACAAGACACCUGAAAAGUAAUCAAUAAAUGUAUUUCAACAAAUGCACA
Corapipo altera (White-ruffed manakin) is the source of this 1227-nucleotide messenger RNA. It is a transcript of the gene SPATA17, whose product is annotated as spermatogenesis associated 17. Bases 27 to 1163 code for a protein of 378 amino acids. The record is from RefSeq and is a predicted model, not a curated record. Gene Ontology annotation, biological process: establishment of meiotic spindle localization; mitotic cell cycle; spindle organization. Gene Ontology annotation, cellular component: spindle pole. The transcript is spliced from 10 exons. Gene Ontology annotation, molecular function: protein binding. NCBI's taxonomy places the organism in Eukaryota, Metazoa, Chordata, Aves, Passeriformes, Pipridae.